Molecule: messenger RNA, 1299 nt
Organism: Aureobasidium namibiae CBS 147.97
Lineage: Eukaryota; Fungi; Ascomycota; Dothideomycetes; Dothideales; Saccotheciaceae
Exons: 2
Coding region: 1-1299 (432 amino acids)
Biological process (GO): GPI anchor biosynthetic process
Cellular component (GO): Golgi membrane
Molecular function (GO): glycosyltransferase activity
Source: RefSeq, a predicted model, not a curated record
AUGCUCAUGCCUCGUGGCUCACCUGGAUUCAACAGGAAAUGGCUCUACAGCGCCAUGACCGAAACACCAUCUGGCCGCGUUCUCCUCUUCACCACUACAAUAUGGCUGCUCAGUCUCGUGUACUGCAAGAGAAGGUACUGGAGAGAUCCUCAUUCUGCCUUUUUCGAUAGCUCAACCGUCUACGACCAAGGCUAUAGCAGUGUACGUGAGCAGGAAGGAAUGGACUUUCUUGGCAAUUCGUCGUCUCCGACAUAUACCACAUCGUUAAAUCCCGUCAUCUGUGCAGGCAUCGCCACAGUCAGGCGUAGUAAUGUGCAAUACGUCAAUACUACUGUUAGCAGUAUGCUUGUUGGCUUGAGUCGAGAAGAACGCAGCGCGGUUCAUGUCAGACUUCUCUUUGCCGACACAAAUCCGCAAGACCAUCCAGACUACGGUCGACAGUGGCUCGGACGGCUUGAUCACGUCGAGACAUACAACGUGUCGAGUCAGACCUUGGCUCAUCUUGAAGCACUGGAGGAUGCUCAAAACUUCUAUGAAAAGGGGGUGUUUGAUUAUACCUACGUCCUCGAACAAUGCCUGAACCAUACUACGGCCCCCUUUAUCGCAAUUUUCGAAGAUGACCUUGUCUUCGCGGAUGGUUGGCUUGCGAAAACCGUCCAAGGUCUGGCACGACUCCGCAAUCUGUCAGACUCGUGGUUAUACCUUCGCCUGUUCUACACCGAAACCUCGCUUGGAUGGGACAAGGAUCAAGAUUUUUGGUAUCGAUACUUUUGGUUCACGAUUCUGCUGUUUGCAUCUGCAGCUGCAGCUUGUUUGACAACCGUGCGGCGUAUGUGUAAGCCGACUCGUAGAGUCCUUACGGUUCCCGCAAUUAUCGUAUCAUCGUUAGUGACGGUACCCGCUUGCACGGUCCUGUACUUCAUGAUUGGCAAGUACAGCAUACAUCCACUCUCAGGAGUGACAAGAAUGGACAGAUACGGCUGCUGCACACAGGCGCUCGUGUUCCCGCGAAGUCGAGUUCCCAGUCUGAUAUCAUACCUAACGCAACGAAAAGCCGGACAGACUGAUAGCAUGAUCGAAGAGUAUGCGGACGCGUUGAGACUUGAGAGAUACGCGCUGUCACCUCAAGUGGUUCAACAUAUUGGACUGGUGUCGAGUCGCGAUAAUCUCGAAAUCAAUACGAAAAGCACUUGGGCUUUCUGGUUUGAGGCAAAUGAUGCAGCACGAUUGCGUGCAGAGCAUGAAGAGUUGGCAAAAGGAACCAUUUGGAGGGCCAGCGGUAGAGAUACUUCGAUCUGA